Acanthosepion pharaonis is the source of this 687-nucleotide messenger RNA. NCBI's taxonomy places the organism in Eukaryota, Metazoa, Mollusca, Cephalopoda, Sepiida, Sepiidae. The record is from the annotation of a GenBank genome assembly.
AUGAUGAAUUUCUGUUUGUUUAAUUUUUUUAAUGAUGUCAAGCGCCAUCCGUUGCUCAGCUCGGCCCGUAGUGACUGUGGCGUUGCGGUCGUGUGCGUUCGUGGAAAGUUUGAGAUUUGCUGCUCCAACGAUUUUGUGGUCGGGGUGACGACUGUCAUCGGUUCACCGUCGGCCACGCGAACGAUCGGUUCAUUGAACCUCGGGUCGUCGUCGUCGUCGCGCGUUACGAUCCCCCGAGUCAACUCGCUUUCCGCAGCUGCUCGUGCCAGUCUCGCCUCUCCUUUAUUCUCUUCCUGCUCCGCCUCGCAUGUCGUUCGCUACGGGUUUCUUAUAUUCGGCGUUACCCGUCGCUAUUGGCGCGUCGGUCGCCAAGCAGAACAACUUCACAGCACACAGCGACUAACACUAGACGACAUGACGGUCUCCUUCCGUCAUUGCCUGGGCAGCUUUAUUCUCUGGUGCCACUUCAGUUUCUUGCCUUUCCAGAGCGAAACCAAAAAGGAUGUAAUUUUCCGUUCGAGAUUCUAUCAUCACUUCUUACCAAUAUCUCUCCCUAUCAGCUCCCGUUGGAUCAGUUUUCUCUUCCUCUCUCUAUCUUCAAACCUACACAUUUUUUUCUGCAGAUACAGUCGUUAUCUCUUUCUAUCACGGUCGUCACGAACCACCGAAUUUUACUUACAGUUUUAA